AUGUACAACCUACAGCAAAGAGCUAAUAAUGUUUUCUCGUUUGCUAUAACCGUAGGCGGUGUGGUGUUGGCAGUUAUUGCUAUUAUCUCGGCUAUAACAGGUUAUGAAUCAGCUAAUCACCGACUACUAAAAGUAGAUGCUGCCAAUCUUAAAGUAGUCACUCGUCGAUACGGGCCUGACGAUACAGAUUAUCGUAGCAGUAAAAGUGAAUUUGCCCGACUGUCGUUUGAUAUUGACGCAGACUUCACACCUGUCUUCAACUGGAAUACGAAGCAAAUCUUUGUGACAGUAGUUGCAGAAUACGAGAAAAAGAAUUUUGGUCGGAACCAUGUUGUUUUAUGGGAUAAAAUCAUUACUAGUAAAGAUAAAGCUCAUUUGAAGCUACGUAACGUCCGUAACAAGUAUGCUAUGAUCGAUAUUAGUCAACAAUGGAAUCUUAUGCUGAUUACUGAUUUUAGUUAUGAGAACGCAAACCUGACACUCCUUUGGGAUAUUACACCAUAUGUUGGCGUAUUGCAAUCAGGGCAAUCCAAUAUAGGUGCAAAAUUGGUUCUACCAUCUGCUUCUAUAAAAAAAUAG
Mycotypha africana is the source of this 579-nucleotide messenger RNA. Its product is annotated as signal peptidase 22kDa subunit. Gene Ontology annotation, biological process: protein targeting to ER. Gene Ontology annotation, cellular component: membrane; signal peptidase complex. Lineage: Eukaryota; Fungi; Mucoromycota; Mucoromycetes; Mucorales; Mycotyphaceae. The coding region runs from base 1 to 579 and encodes 192 amino acids. The record is from RefSeq and is a predicted model, not a curated record. The transcript is spliced from 6 exons.